AUGGCCCGUGGUGGUCAGAACAAUAACAACAAAAAUAAUCGUUUCCAACUAAUCACUCCUACUUUUUCCUCCACUACUACCUCUCCAUCAACUGAUUCUUCUUCUCACAUGGACAAUAUUCAUAGUCCCUUCUUUCUACACAGUAGAGACCACCCCGGUUUGGCUCUCGUUUCUCAUGUCCUUACUGGCCCCAAUUACAAUACCUGGAGUUGUUCUAUGCUCAUGGCCCCUAAUGCCAAAAAUAAGCUUGGUUUUAUCAAUGACAGUUUUCUGCAACCACAGACGACUGAUCCCACUUUAAACAUUUGGUCUCGCUGUAACAGCAUGGUCACUUCUUGGAUCCUCAACGUCGUGUCAAAGGAAAUUGCAGACAGUCUUCUAUACCUUGACAACGCCCAAGCCCCAAUUCCAAUCUGUCAUUGUGGAGGUAUGAAAGCUUGGAUGGAUUAUCAACAACAAGAGUACGUGAUGCAAUUUCUGAUGGGUUUGAACGAGUCUUAUGCUGGGAUGCGUGGUCAGAUCUUGAUGAUUGAUCCUCUGCCCUUUGUUUCAAAGGUGUUCAACCUCGUCGUACAAGAAGAACGAUAA
Morus notabilis is the source of this 588-nucleotide messenger RNA. RefSeq lists its product as uncharacterized. The record is from RefSeq and is a predicted model, not a curated record. The coding region runs from base 1 to 588 and encodes 195 amino acids. The transcript has 2 exons. Lineage: Eukaryota; Viridiplantae; Streptophyta; Magnoliopsida; Rosales; Moraceae.